Molecule: messenger RNA, 278 nt
Organism: Funneliformis mosseae
Lineage: Eukaryota; Fungi; Glomeromycota; Glomeromycetes; Glomerales; Glomeraceae
Source: the annotation of a GenBank genome assembly
AGCCUUAUAGAGCUAUACCUGAAAAAUUAAGGGAAUAUGAAGUUAAAUAUGCUUCCAGAAUUCAUAGUGAUAAGAAAUCAACAUCUGAAUAUCUUAAACUGCUUUCAAGAAUCGCAAUGAGACAAAAAUCAGACCGUCUUGAUGCAGGAGAUAAUUACACUAUAAGCGAUACAGAAUCUGAGGAAUCCAGCCCUGAAUCUGAUCACAACCUAGAGCUAAAAUCAGAGUUCACGAAAAAUGAUGAAAUUUCUGAAAUCAUCAAUAUGUAUAGUUACUAA